AUGGCUGUCAUCAGUGGAAUGUUUCGUAUGGUGUCGGAGGAGGAGCAGGCCCUCAGGGCCAAGCUGGAGCAUCUCACAAUUAAAGACCAUGGGCCAGUGUUCGGAGCCUGUGCCCAGCUGCCUGAACACACCAUACAAAAGGCUAAAGAUGAGCUGAAUGAGACAGAGGAGAGAAAGGUCUCAGUAUUAAAGGAGCUGAAGAGCAUAAUCAAGGAGAAGGCGGACAGUGGAGAUGUCCUGGCCAAGAUGGUGCAGGACACUCUUGGUGCCAAAUCUGAUGCUCUACUCCUGCGGUUUAUUCGGGCAAGAAAAUACGAUGUGCACAGGUCCUUUGAACUCAUGAAAGGCUAUGUGCGCUUCAGGCGAGAUUACCCUGAGCUAUUUGAGAACCUGACCCCUGAGGCAGUACGUAGCACCAUUGAAGCUGGCUACCCAGGGGUUCUCCAGAGCAGAGACAAAUAUGGCCGCGUGGUGCUGCUCUUCAACAUUGAGAACUGGGACUAUGAUGAGAUCACCUUCGAUGAGAUUCUCAGGGCAUACUGUGUGAUUCUGGAGAAGCUGCUGGAGAACGAGGAGACUCAGAUCAAUGGCUUCUGUAUCAUUGAAAAUUUCAAGGGCUUUACCAUUCAGCAGGCCUCCAACAUCAAGCCAGCGGAACUGAAGAAGAUGGUGGACAUGUUGCAGGAUUCUUUCCCUGCUCGCUUCAAAGCCGUGCACUUUAUUCACCAGCCGUGGUAUUUCACUACCACAUACAAUGUAGUCAAGCCCUUCAUGAAGAGCAAACUCCUGGAGAGGGUCUUUGUCCAUGGAGAUGACCUGAGUGGCUUCUACAACGAGUUUGAAGCCGAAAUCCUGCCUGAGGAUUUUGAUGGAAAGGGUCCCAAAUAUGAUGGCAAGCUGGCAGCAUCAAAACUUUUUGACAAAGAUUAG
This is a messenger RNA of Electrophorus electricus (electric eel), 930 nucleotides long. RefSeq names its product retinaldehyde binding protein 1b (gene rlbp1b). Gene Ontology annotation, cellular component: membrane. The record is from RefSeq and is a predicted model, not a curated record. Gene Ontology annotation, molecular function: phosphatidylinositol bisphosphate binding. Lineage: Eukaryota; Metazoa; Chordata; Actinopteri; Gymnotiformes; Gymnotidae.